AUGGAAUUAUUUAAUAUUGGAGUUCCUGAAAAUACUGGUCAUGCAAUAAGUGGGCAUAAAACUUCUGGAAGUUACUAUGCUUAUGCCAAACUUACAGAUAAACAUAAAAGAGAAGCAUUAGCAAAUGUUCUUAACAAACUAAUUACUGCAACACCAUCUAAUAAAAUGAUGCAAAAUUCAACUAAUUCUGAACCUGACGAUAAUGAAGACUCACCAAACACUAUAUCUAAAGAUGAUGAACAUUUAAGUAAUAUGGAUUUAAACAAUUCAACACAG
Molecule: messenger RNA, 276 nt
Organism: Dentiscutata heterogama
Lineage: Eukaryota; Fungi; Glomeromycota; Glomeromycetes; Diversisporales; Gigasporaceae
Source: the annotation of a GenBank genome assembly